Molecule: messenger RNA, 2342 nt
Organism: Planococcus citri (citrus mealybug)
Lineage: Eukaryota; Metazoa; Arthropoda; Insecta; Hemiptera; Pseudococcidae
Exons: 1
Coding region: 160-1680 (506 amino acids)
Source: RefSeq, a predicted model, not a curated record
AAAUUCGAUUCGAAUAUUUCAAAAGCAUUCGUCACGAUGAAAGACCGCGUAUUUCUAUUUCGUGUACAAAGAGUUUCGAUGAAAACAGAGUGUUUUUGGUUUUUCGCUAAUAUUUUCGCAAAUCACUUUCAUACGGUGCUAUCGAACUGAACGUUUAAAAUGACCAAAUGUUUGAGUUUAUUACUCGUAAUCACUGUAAGCCCGGUAAUCGCAUUAUGGGACGAUGCCACCAAAGACCACGAGAUUUUCAAUACAUCGUCCGGUGUAUUUGUUGAUAAAACAUUACUCAUCGAAGCGUUUUUCCGGCAUUCUCAGAUGUGCAAAUACCAAGUAAUCACGAGUCCUCUGGGAUUUGGCAAAACUACCAAUUUAAAAAUGUUGAAACGAUUCGUUGAACUGGAAGUAGAUGAAUUUGGUCGAGUGAAAAAUAAAACGCGAACAUCCAGCUAUAAAUUAUUCUCCGAUAGGCGACUAAAAAUAUCCAAACACGCUAAAAUUAUAGAAAAUUAUUUGGCCGAAUACCCAGCUAUUUAUUUUAGUUUCGAUGACAUAAUUAAAUCCGAAGAUUUCGUUGUAAAUGAGAUGAAUUUGUUGAAAAAGUUCAAAAAAUUGUACCUCCGGUAUAAGUGGCUUUUUGAGCAUUUUUUGACAAAUUCCACCAGCAACGAGACUACUCGAGAAGAUGGAAUAGAAAUGAAGCUUUCAGAACGAAAAAAUUUUAUACGUGAUUUAAUCGAUGAAAAUGAUCCUACAUCGUCUCAAGUCCCGAGCAUGGAUACUUUGAGCAUUCUAGCUGAGAUUUUGUACUCGUACUUUGGGCGAAAAGUUUUCAUCUUUAUUGAUAACUACGACUCGGUGUGGGUCGAUGGAUUGAGGGAUAACGUUGAUAAACUUUGGUACGUAGAUGUUGGCAGACACUUGCAUGAAAUUAUUCGCGUACUCUUCGGACCAGAAAUGAAAAAAUACAUAGAAUAUAUUUUUAUCACCGGCACCAACACGAUAUUUUUACACGCGAUGAGUAAUAAUAUAAGUUAUAAUCGCUUCUUAGAUGAUAAUCAUCCAUUUACACGGUAUUACGGGUUUAGCGAAAAUGAAGUUCUCGAGUUACUCGAACAACAUGAUAUCGAUACGAAAAACAUAUCAGAUCUGAAAAUACUGCAUAACGGGUAUUCGACGAGAACGUCUGAAAUGCAAUUAUUUCAAUCGUCUUCGAUCGUCGACUACGUAACCAAAUCUACGAGCAAUAAAAGUUCAUCUUACAAGAAUAAGAAAUAUCUAUGGUUAGAUAGCGGUUCGUUGAUUGGCCAAUGGAAAGCUUUAUUCGAUGGUACGGUGUAUGAAAGAGUUAAACGUCUGAUGGACGUCAAAAGCACGACCUUUGAAUUGUAUCGAUUUUGCGACGAAAAGGGGACAGGCGAAUUACAAAAUUUGAGUAAUGUUUUAAAAGUACAACAGCCUUUGCUCAAUGUAACAGUUGACUGGUUUUUUUCUCUGUUGUUUGAAAAUGGAUAUUUUACGUAUAGCGAUAAAGCAGGGGGGUUCAAAAUACCUAAUCGAAGUAGAGAGAAUGCUUUUAUCGAGGUAUUAGCUAAAGUCGAUAAAAUACUCGAGAGUGUCAUGAAAGCCGAACGAUACUUCAACUACACAACUGAAAGUUCGAUGCAAGUUUUCGAUUUUUAAUCAUUAUUUUUAAUUUUAAGCUGAGACAUUAUCUUGUUUUGUUUAAGUAUUUACUUAAUUGAUAGGUACCUAGACAUCUAAGUAGGCACGAGUAAUAAUAAUUUUGUGCAAACAGAAAAGUUCAUUUUUAUUGUUUUUGAAAAUUUGUACCUACUUAUUCGUGAUUUCCUGCUCCUUCUUUUGAUUCGCAAUUAUAUUCAAAGAAGAAAAAUAUUCAUAUGGUAAUAAAUAAAUCUGCGACUUCAUCAUUUCUCAAACUGAUUCCAAAAAUUUUUAAAAUCCGAAUAAAGCAGAAUCAAGCUGGAGAUAAGAAAUGGCGGGGGACUUAUACGUAAGUAACCAAUCACAAGAAAUCAAAAAUUUUACAAUCAGAAAAAAAUGAAACCAAUUCGAUAGAAAUUCAUUUUAUUCAAACCGUAGUAAUCGAAAAAGCCUUCAACGAGUUCAUUUUUCUUUCAUUUGGCACCUUAUAAAAAUCCUGCUCGUCUGUGUACGUGAAAUAUCCAUUUUCGAAGAGUAACGUGAAGAACCAAUCCACAGUCAAAGUUUCAAUUUGAUCUUGAGGUUUUAAAACCUUUUUGGCUGCGGCUAUGUCCCUUAUAUUGUAACUUAACGCUUGCAAUUCUUGUUCGUUGAUUUUUGGUCUCAUUUUGAAAGUUGUA